Messenger RNA from Bradysia coprophila, 5768 nucleotides. RefSeq names its product DENN domain-containing protein Crag (gene Crag). Gene Ontology annotation, cellular component: cytoplasmic vesicle. NCBI's taxonomy places the organism in Eukaryota, Metazoa, Arthropoda, Insecta, Diptera, Sciaridae. Gene Ontology annotation, molecular function: protein binding. Gene Ontology annotation, biological process: regulation of Rab protein signal transduction. The record is from RefSeq and is a predicted model, not a curated record.
CUUUAUUUGACAGCUACACCGCUGCCAGUGCACACACAAUAAAAACUAGUUACAAAAAAUGUUCUCUUAAAUAAGCGGUCGAAAUUGUUUUUUUGUAUUUGAUUUUUUUGUUGUUUCGAUUCAGUUCAUUACGCUGUUGAAGGUUGUGCAUGAAUCAUUCGGUUCGUUGUAUUGCAAAAAUAAUAACAGGUAAAAGUUUAGUCGGAACCUUUGCGUAUUUUUUUUUCUCUCGUCGUUGCCUGGUUCUACCGUGAAGUUGAAUAUUUCAAUUGUGUUUCAGUUCACCCGAAAAGUGUCCGAAAAUAUUGUGGUGACAAACAACAUGUUGAUUUUGUGAUGAAUUCCGACUAAUUUUUGCGACAAAAGUGUGUUAAUAAAUUCGGAGUGAAGUUAAACUAAAAUUGGAAGUUAAUUUCUGUGAUUUUGAAAUCGAUGGAAGCUAACGUGGAAAUGAAUAAAAAACUGAUUUAGAAACCGAUAAAUUAAAGGAAACCAAAAAUCUCGUCUCUUAACAUCGAAUCCCUUUUUCCUUGGUAGUGCUCCCGAGUGCUGUGAAGUAAGGGAGAAAUUUUUCAACAAAAAUGGAAGAGAAACGCGUCGCUGACUAUUUCGUCGUAGCUGGCCUACCAGACAAUCCACGACUGCUUCAAGAAAACAUUUUCAAUGAUUCCGGCCAUUUGCGAUCGUUGAACGUAGUCGAUCCGAUCGUGGAAAUUGGCGUCUAUUUUCCAGUGCUGGGCGAAAAGUUACCGGAAAAUCAUGAACUCUUAGAACUGACACCGUCCGGUAUGCUGGCGGAUUUGAAUUAUGGCUCAGUGCGAACGACCCCAUGCUUUAUGUAUUAUAGACGAGGCAGAGACAAACCGCCGCUGGUCGAUAUUGGUGUCAUGUACGAGGGCAACGAACGAAUUAUGAACGAUGCUAAAAUCGUUUACGAAACACCCGGCCAACGAAUAGCCAACGUAAACAAUUCAUCGGCAAAGACUUUCCUCACAUAUCGCCGAGCCAAACCGAAUAUGCCGUGCAACGAACUGGUUGUCACGGAUCUGUGUGUUAUUGUGCCCAGUAAGGGUGAACGACCGCCGCAUGCCUUCUGUCAAAUUCACAAGACACUAAACCGUGGAAUUAUGGGCAACGAUGUGUUCUUAUGCUACAAAAAGUCAAUGAACCGUCCAAAGCUGAUCAGCUAUCAACCGGAAAUCCUGCAUCGAUAUCCCGAAAUGGAUCACAACGAUUUUCCAUUGAAUCUGUGUCCCAGUGUGCCGUUGUUCUGUUUGCCGAUGGGCAGUACGUUGGAAUCGUGGCCGCAUGUUGAGGGUGACGACGAGAAAAGAGAGCGUCGAGCAAUUUCCCCGGUGUUCAGCACAUUUGUUCUCACAGUCAACGAUGGAACGUACAAAGUGUAUGGAUCGGCUCUGUCGUUUUACGAGCGAUUCGAUGAAAGUAGUUUGACCGAACAACAGAAGGAGCUGCUCGAAUGGACUGAUGAAUCCAAAGACAAUUUUUCGUUGCAUGUUAACAAAGCCAUUUGUCUGUUGUCACAUCAUCCGUUUGGCGAUACGUUUGAGAAAUGGCUGCAAUUCCUACAGAUUAUGGCAUCAAGUGAUGAUCCGAUUACAGUUCCUAUUGAACGUUACAUAACCCAACUGCUGGACGAAGUAUACUUCUACAAGGGUGGUAUACUGCUGCAAUUGUCGCCGUUGAUCAGCAACGAUCGAAUAUUAUUAACCCAACCGGAAGAUUCUCCACUUCCCCGAAGUGGUGCUGGCUUUAGGCAAUUACUGUCUAACUUAGGGCCAGAGAAUUGUCUGCACGUUCUGCUGUUGGUGUUAGCAGAACAGAAGAUUUUGAUCCACUCAUUGCGACCAGCCACAUUAACUGCCGUAGCUGAAGCCGUUGUCACGCUGCUCUUCCCCUUCAAGUGGCAAUGUCCAUACAUCCCACUCUGUCCACUCGGUUUGGCUGAAGUUCUUCACGCGCCGUUACCCUACCUAAUCGGCGUCGAUUCACGAUUUUUCGAUUUGUACGAUCCACCGAAUGACGUCACGUGCGUUGACCUGGACACCAACAAUAUCAGUGUCUGUGAGUCGCAGAAACAGUUCACAACGAAAUUGCUGCCGAAACGAGCGGCUCGCAUAUUGAAACAAACGCUCCGACAACUGGAGGAAUUGGGCAUGUCUACGGGUAACGAAUCGAUGAACAGUCUGGAUCGGGACUUCAAGCGACGGAAGCGGGAACAGAAUUUAGAGCAGCGCAUUCAAGAGGCUUUUCUACGGUUCAUGGCAUCCGUGCUGCGAGGCUAUCGUGAGUAUUUGGUUCCGAUGUCCAAGGCACCAACCAUCGGUGCUACGGAUCCGAAUGCAUUGUUUCAAUUGAACGCAUUCUUGCGGUCCAGGGACAAGUCGCAUCACAAGUUCUACCAGUACUUAAUGAAAACGCAGAUGUUCAUCCGGUUCAUCGAAGAACGUUCAUUCGUCUCGGACGAUCAUUUCGAUCAUUUGGCAUUCUUUGACGAAUGUUCGGAAAAAGUCAGUGCCUAUGACGACACAGCGAAAGAAAUCCAUUUUGUUGAAUGGGACACCAGCCACAGCAGCGAACGUACGAAAAUCAUUCUACCGCCCGACUUCCAAAGUACAACACCCGGACAGACGUUCACAUACUCUCGGUUCAUCCUCAACCCGUUGCUGUUAAAACAAUCGCGAAAAACAUUGCUCGCACAAUUUGCUCACAGUGCUGCCUUGACACCAGGAUCACCGAUGGCUCGACGCACCAAACACGAAAUCAAAAUUGCUCAAAAAAUGGCUCGAAAAUGCCAAGCGAUUCCGGAGACCUGGGCCAAACAUUUGUUGGCAACGUGCUACUCAAUUUACUUUCUCGUUCUGCCCAGUGUGUUACUGGACUCUCCAGCCAAUUGUCAUGCCACCUUGAAGUCGGCCUACGAUCUGCUGUCUCGAGCAGCAAAAUUGAAAAUCGUUUGUGACGAAGUUUGCUAUCGCGUUAUGAUGCAAUUGUGUGGAUCGAACAAUCUGCCGAUCCUAGCCGUACGCUUGUACUAUCUGAUGAAACGAUCGGGCAUCAGUCCGAAUGCAUUAACGUAUGGAUUCUACAAUCGUUGCGUCCUGGAAGCUCAAUGGCCAUCAGAUAGCACAACGUUGAGCAAAAUGCGAUGGAAUCGCUUGAAGAACGUUGUCAUCGGAGCAGCGCAUUUCCGGCGUGCUGGCAGAAAACAUUCAACUCUGCGAAAGAAACACGGUGGAUCGUCAGAGAUGAAUUUGAAUACGUUGGAAGCUGUCGAUGGCACAUCCAGAACUAGUCUGGAUUCAUCGCAUUCCGUUCACAACGAUACGACAACGUUUACCGAUUUUUCGGCAUUCGAUAGACUACGUGGACGACUGGGUAGCAUUGUUCGACAGUCAGGACCACAAGAAUCGUCGGAUGUAAUGUCUAGUGCGGGAUUGUUAAUAUCUAGUGAAGGAGCCAAUAAAUCACCUAAAGACACAUUCAACAAGCAACCACCAUCCAGUCCAUGUGACUUGAGUCCACGAACGCUCGCCCGGUCGGAUAGUUUUGCCGGUGACUCAAAGUUUAUCGACAAAUUGCACCGAAAGAGUUCCAUUGGCGACGGAACCGGCGUUUGUGACACGAAAUCAAAGUGCCAGAAAACGCUCAGUUUCGAUGACGAUUUGAGGGUGGAGAGCAUCAGUGAGGUGAACAGUUCGCAGGAGGAAAUCGACUUGGAAAGUGAUCUCAGGAACGUGACCAGCCCCACAAAAAUUUCACCGAGAACUCCAGUGACGCAAAACGAUCCCUUGGGCGCGUUGAACGAAGACGAUGAAGUUAUUGAAGUCCAACAAACGCCACAAAUCGAAAGCAUUUCGCUCAACAACAAUACUAUGUACACGGACCAGCCGAUACUGUUCAAGGGACAACGCAGUGCCACUUUCGACGAGUCAACACAUUUAAACAAGAGUCUGCAUCGAUCGGAAACGAUGCCGGCUAAUUCGAUAACGUCAAGCUUGGCCGGACUGGGGUCAUCGCUGAAGUUCUUUGGCCGUUACUCACCGAGUCGAUUAUCCUUUAAAAAGGACCUGAAAAUUCCCUCUCACAUUAUUGAGAACAUCUCGAACAUAAGUCCCAGUUUGACCGGCAAAAAGUCAAACGAAAUUAUCCAAGGUGGCAUCAGCAGCAUAAAACAUGCAGCCACAUCGGUAGCGAAAAAAUUGGACGAAAUCAAGGAAGCAAUAUCAGCGAAUUCGACGCCAGUCAAAGGACCAUUGGAACGGGACCAUGUGUCCGAGGACGAUUUGCUUAACAAUGACUCGUCGUCGUCCCGUUCGCGUCGCGUGUCCGGCGAAUUAGACUUAUGGGGUCGACUGAGUGAGUCACGCAAAUCGAGCUACAAUAAUUUAGUGCCUCUCGGUGAGAAUACGACAAGCAAUAGCGUCAAUGCAUAUCCAACAUUACCUGACAGUGUGUAUCCGAGCCCGAAUGAGAACCAAGACAACAUUGCUUAUGAUGUGGUCAUAGAACUGACAUCCUGCUCACAGUGUCACAACUGUUCUGUAUUGCUGUACGACGAAGACAUAAUGGCUGGAUGGUCGGCAGAAGACUCAAAUUUAAAUACCAAAUGUCAUGCAUGCAACAAAGUGACGGUGCCAUUUCUUAGUGUUCAAAUUAAAGUCGACGAGAAGCUAAGCGAAUCGAAACAAUCGGACAAUUUAAGUGUGCCGUACCUAAAUCCUCUUGUGCUACGAAAGGAAUUGGAAAACAUUUUGAGUCAAGAGGGUGACGUGUCACUGUCCUCACCUGCUUUUAUCGACGAGCAUCCCAUUAUUUACUGGAAUUUGGUGUGGAUCAUGGAACGAAUUGAUGUGACGACGCAUCUACCGAAUCUGCGAUUGCCUCGAGAGACUGACCGUGAAAUCGAUCCACUUCGUGGAUUAGACAAGACAAUUUCCGUUCAAUGUUUGUGGGACAAUUUACGGCUUCAUGCCGAAGCCGGACCUCCAAUGUAUAUGUUAUGGAGGCAAAAUCAGCCACCGAGUGCAUUACUGAAAGCUUUGCUCACCGAUCAAACGUCACUGAAUCGAACUGUCAUUCAACAAGUCAUCACAUCUCUGCGCUGCAGCGAUUUACUAACGCCAGUAAAGCGUCUAGCUACCGAACGUGACAAAUUGAAAUUGCGCGGUGUCGAUCGAUCACAUUCCAUUUACCGAGACAUUCUGUUCCUUGCCUUAACGGCAAUCGGUCGAUCCAACAUUGAUAUGGCAUUUUUCCACCGGGAAUAUGCUGCCGUUUUCGACAAAUUAACCGAAAUCGAAUGCAACACUUACUAUCGCAGCCAGGAUCUACCACCAUCGGCGGCUGCUAUGUGCUGUCGGGCGUAUUUUAAGCCACUUCAAUUGCCCUGACGAAUAGAGCACCGAUUAGAAUGGUAAAGAUUUAAGGCAUCUGGAUGUGUGUGUGUGUGUGUGUGGUGGUCUGUUGAGGUUGAUGGGUAAGUAAAAUUGUUACGAGUGAGAGAUAAAUGGUGAAGAUGUGCGGUCCAAGGGAAGAGAAAGAGAGAGAAAAUUUAUGGAAAAUAUUUCGUUGUGAUUUGCAUUGAAAAUGUGAACAAAUUUUUAGUUUUGAAGAAGAUUUAUUUUUCGAUUUUUGUUUUUCUUUUUUUUUACUGAAGAAAAGACAGAAAAGUGCUCUGGAACCAAUCAACAAAAGUGUUCGUUUAUCCGAAUUGUUCAUUAAAAAUAAUUUGUUUCUCUAUAGAAAAA